Molecule: messenger RNA, 7292 nt
Organism: Acanthoscelides obtectus
Lineage: Eukaryota; Metazoa; Arthropoda; Insecta; Coleoptera; Chrysomelidae
Source: the annotation of a GenBank genome assembly
CGCAAAUUAUACAAUUGCAUUUUUAGUUUGACCUAGCUAGUUUUAGGUGUGUGUGAGUGUAUGUGAUAUAUUGUGCAUGUUAGUUGGAUAGUAGAAUAAGCAGGUCUUAUCAUGUCGCUGUCAGGAAAGGCUAACAAUCCUCCUCUUCCUGGAGAAGAGAUUGUAAUGUCAGGGUUUGCAGGAGAAUUUCCAGGCUCAAAAAAUACAUAUGAGCUUCUGGAACAUUUGCACAACAAGGUUAACCUGAUGAAAGCCCCCCAAAGAUGGGACUAUUAUAAUCCCGACAUUCCACCAUCAGGGGGACACCUGGAUAACGAACUGGGCAAUUUUGAUGCAGGAUUUUUUGGGUGGCACGAGAAAUUAGCCGACAACAGUGACAGUUUAGUGAGACAUCCUGUAGAGAAAGCGAUAGAGGCCAUCAUGGACGCGGGAUUGAAUCCGAGUGAUCUACAAAAUCAAAGAUGUGGAAUCUAUGUUGGAGCCUGUUUCAGUGAGAGUGAGAGGAAUGCGUUCCUUGUCAACGUACAACCAGAGUUCCCAUUGAUUGGAUAUACUCGAAAUCAAAUCGCACAUAAGAUAGCAUACUACCUAAAAACGAAAGGUCCAGCAGUAGUAACGGAUACAGCGUGUAGUAGCGCAAUGAUUGCACUGGAAAAUGCGUACUUUGCUAUUAGGAUUGGAUUAAUUGACUGUGCUAUUGUAUCCGGGGUGAAUUUUUGUAUAAACCCUAUGGUUACAUUACAGUUUUCAUGGAUGGCUUUGCUGAGUAAGAAUGCUACAUGUAGUCCAUUCAGCAAGAACCGCAACGGAUACGUCAGAGCGGAAACUGUGGGUGCUGUGUUUCUACAGAAAGCGAAAGAUGCAAACAGAAUUUAUGCUGAAGUUGUCCAUGCAAAAACUAAUUCAGAUGGUCACAAAGAACAAGGAAUUACAUAUCCUUCUAUGGUGUCUCAAAAAUCAUUAAUGGAAGAUGUUUACAGAGAAAGCGGGAUCUCCGUUGAUAAGUUAGGGUACAUAGAAGCUCACGGAACAGGUACCGUUGUCGGAGAUCCGGUUGAAUGUGGUGCAAUCGAUGAAGCUAUAAUGAAACACAGAAAAGAACCACUGCUAAUAGGUUCCGUCAAGUCAAAUGUCGGACACGCUGAGCCAGCCUCGGGACUACCUUCCAUCGCAAAAAUAAUUGGUGCAAUGGAAACGGGGAUAAUUGCUCCAAAUAUACACUUCGGUGAGCCAAAUCCUAGCAUUCCAGCUCUUAUAGAAGGUAGACUUAAAGUUGUUUUAAAGCCUGAACCAUUGAAAUCAGACUAUGUAGGUGUCAGCAGUUUUGGAUUUGGUGGUGUUAACUGUCACGCUCUAUUGAAAAGACACGCUAAAAGUAAAAUCGGUGGAGGUCUACCUGCCGACAAUACUCCAAGAUUGGUCUGCGUCAGUGGCAGACUUAGGGAAGGUGUGAUUGAAAUGCUCAAGCCCUUCAAAGAGAACAAACUGGAUGUGGAGUUCGUGCGACUUCUUCAUAAUGUAUUCAGGAAGAACAUACCCAGUUACGUCUACAGAGGAUACAGCAUUGUAACAAAGACAGGAGAAGUUCACAGGCAAAUUGGAUACCUAAGGAAACAUACUCCUUUAUGCUUCGCAUUUGGCGAGCUUACCAACUGGAUGGAGGUCAGCAAGAAGCUAAUGCAGCUCUUACCAUUCGCCGACUCUAUGCAAAGAUCUCAGAAGCAUCUUUCCAAGUCGAUCAACCUAAGUGACUUCGGUAAUCCCUCAAAAUCAUGCCAGCACGAGGUGGUUGGUAACGUCGCAGUACAAAUUGGUAUCGUUGAUAUGUUCAAUGCAAUCAAAAUGAAACCAGAUAAAUAUUAUGGAUAUUCCUGUGGAGAGCUUCUAGCACUGUACGUUGAUGGAAAGCUUACCAGAGAGCAAGUGCUCGAUUGCGCUGUCUGUGUCAAUAAAUUUGUUGCAAGGAAUGAGGCUCUAAGUAAUGGAAGUGGUCAUAUUGUUAACAGCAACAGUGUCGCCAAUGGUAAUGGGUACCACGGUAGCUGCGCUGAGGACUUGAAAACUGCUUUGAAAAACAAUAAAAUGUCAAGAGCUAAACUAGUGCAGGAUCUCUCCUCAAUUAUUUCGUCCAAAAACGCUGUAGUCGAUAAUUUGGUAGCAUCCCUGAUUGGCUCAGUACCAACACGAAUACAAGAAGUACGAACAGAUGACAAACUGGUCGUUUUUGGAUGGAUUCCGUCAUCAUGCGUACCAGAGGAUGUGACGUUGUUUGAUUAUAAUCCUACUACCAGUCAGAAUAUAGUCAUGGAUUUAUUAAAAUUAUUGGGAAACUUAUAUGUAUCAGGAUGUGAGGCUGAAUUUGAUAAGCUAUAUCCGACAGUGGAAUUUCCGGUGUCCAGGGGCACCAGAAUGAUAUCACCGUAUAUCAAAUGGAAGCAUGAUAGAAAAUAUUUCGUGCCGCUUUACUCCAAUACUGCUGAUAAAGGAAUACGUGGUAUAAGGGACGUUAAAAUUACCACCAUCGAUUCAGAAUGGCAGUAUGUAGUUGGACAUGUUAUUGACGGUAGGAACCUGUUUCCAGCCACAGGUUAUUUGUAUCUCGUAUGGCAGACGCUGGCCUUAACGAAAAACAUAAACAUGUCUGGUAUGGAUAUUGUAUUCGAAGACUGUCGAUUUCACCAAGCCACACAAUUGCCAUCUAAAGGAUAUUUGUCCUUUUUGGUAACUCUUGAUAUCUCUGGAAAGUUCGAGGUCAGCGAGAGCAAUGUUUCUAUUGUUACGGGUAGAAUUACAAUAUUGGAAACUGAAGAUUCUGAACCAGUGUUGCAUAAUGACUUCCAUCUAAACAACUCAAUGAAGUUGCAAGACAUUUAUAAGGAGUUGAAACUCAGAGGAUACAACUACACGGGUGGGUUUCGACAAUUGCAAGACUUCGACGUGAACGAAUGCAAAGGACAUAUCAAAUGGGAUGCCAAUUGGGUUACAUUCAUGGACAUAAUGUUACAAAUGAAGAUCUUAUCUAUCGAUUCUCGGCUACUCUAUGUGCCGACUUACAUUCAGGAAGUCAGGUUGAGUGCCAUGCGCCAUGAGAAGUGGAUCGAAGAUCAUUAUGUAGCCAAUGGAUUAGAAACUAAUCUACCCGCUCACUACAAUAGCUUAAGUGAUACCAUCAGUUCUGGUUAUAUCAAAAUAAAGGGCCUGAUGGCUAGCACUAUUACGAGAAAGAGAGACAUGAGAAUACCGGUUCUAGAGAAGUACAUGUUUGUGCCAAAUGAAGCGUCACUUAAAGUGGAAGAAUCAAUGAGAGUUAACAUCCAAAUUAUUCUAGAAAACACCUUAUCCACUAAAGUGAAGUGUGUCGAAUUAGUGGACCAAUUCGCUGUUGAUAAGAAUUCACCUUUAUCUCCCAUAGUGCUCACUGUAUUAGAAGAUCAGCCCCUCAUUCAGCCAAAUGUCACCAUAUUGAGCAAUUCUCCCAUUGAAGGAGUGUCUGUCACUACUGUGGAUAAAACAUUGAGAACUGAGACUGACUGUACAAUAAUCGUAAUAUCGAGGCUUUCAAAGAGACCAGAGUUUUUGCAAGACAUCUACGAAUCAUUAAAAGAAGACGGUUUCAUCAUCAGCAGAGAAGAAGUAAAUUGCGAUGCAUCAAAACUUUCCUUGAGGGGACUGAAUACCCUCACUGUCCACAGAACAGAUACAGAAACAUUGGUGUUCUAUAGACGUGAAACUCAACAAGCGCCAAUGAAUUUUUUGAAAAUAGAUGAUACUGAAACUUUCCCAUGGUUGGAACAGUUGCAAGAAAUGAAUAAAACGAAAAGCAAGGAAGACAUAGUGUUAUACUCCGAGAAGGAUUCCACUAGCGGUAUUUUAGGUUUCGUUAAUUGUUUGAGGAGAGAACCAGAGACUAGAAACGUCCGCUGCGUAUUUUAUAUGGACGAACCCGACACAUUCGAUGUGAAUGACCCUAGUUUACUACAACAGCUCAAGAGGAAUAUGGCAAUCAACGUGAAAAAAGAUGGUAAAUGGGGCACAUACAGGCAUAUGCUGAUAAAACGAGAGUCAUACGUUGAAGCAGAACAUUGUUUUGCUAACACAUCUGUCAAAGGAGAUCUGACUAGCUUGAAAUGGACGGAAGGACCGUUGACCAGCAGUACUACACCUCCAUUGGAAAAAGACUUGGUUUAUGUAUAUUACGCAUCGUUGAACUUUAGAGAUGUUAUGUUGGCUUCAGGCAAACUGAACGUGGACAUUGUCAAGAGCAGGUUGGAACAAGAAUGCGUUCUGGGUAUGGAAUUUACUGGAAUCAACCACAGGGGAGACCGAGUGAUGGGCCUCGCGACAGCUGGUGCCAUUAGUACAAUGGUCUUAGGUGACACAUAUUUAUCCUGGAGAGUUCCCAAUCAUUUGAGCUUAGAAGAUGCUGCUACCAUUCCGACAGUUUAUGGUACACUUGCCUACGGUUUACUUCAUAAAGGAAAAAUGAAACGAGGAGAUUCAAUUUUAAUACAUUCUGGUACUGGAGGUAUUGGUUUGGCAGCCAUAAGGAUGGCUGUGCAUUAUGGCGUUACCAUCUAUGUAACUGUUGGUACCAAGGAGAAGAAGGAAUACCUCUUGAAAACAUUCCCACAGAUCAAAGCGAGCAACAUCGGCAACUCCAGAGAUCUAUCCUUUGAACAAAUGGUAAUGACGCAAACAAAUGGCAGAGGCGUAGACAUAGUUCUCAACUCAUUGGCUGAAGAGAAACUAUUAGCAUCCGCACGAUGUCUUGCUACGGGUGGAAGAUUCGUUGAAAUUGGCAAGUUCGAUUUAACAAGGAAUAGCGAAUUGAGUUUGAUGUUGUUACAAAAGGAGGCAUCAUUCAUUGGUGUAGCGCUAGAUAUGUUAUUAUUCAGUUCACCUUCAGAGAAAAAAGUAGUCGGUCGAUACAUGAAUCAACUUCUUGAUGAAAGAGUGAUCCAACCCUUCGCCAGGACCGUAUUCAAGAUGACAGAAGCAGAGCAAGCGUUUAGAUACAUGAUGACUGGAAAACAUAUUGGAAAAGUGAUUUUACAAAUACGAGAACCUCAAAUGAGCAUUCAAGAAAAAAAUAAGUUCACAGCGUUAAAAAGAUAUAACUGCUAUGGCGACAAAUGUUACGUAAUACUCGGAGGCUUAGGAGGAUUUGGCCUAGAACUGGCUGAUUGGAUGGUUGUAAGAGGCUGCAGAAAACUUGUAUUAACUUCCAGGAAAGGCGUUACUACAGGAUAUCAGGCAAAUAGGAUAAAAACUUGGAAAUCCUAUGGUGUCGAAGUACAUGUUUCGACAUCAAACGUAACAACAAGAGAGGGCUGUGUACAACUUAUAAAAGAGGCACAGAAAUUAGGACCAAUCGAAGCAAUUUAUAACCUUGCCGUGAUUCUACAGGAUGCGAUUUUUGAAAAUCAGACAGUUGAACAAUUCACUACAUCAUUUGGACCUAAAGCUAGAGCUACUAGAUAUUUGGAUGAAAUUACUAGAAAAAUGUGCCCAGAUUUGAAAGACUUUGUUGUAUUCUCCUCAGUAUCGUGUGGCCGAGGUAAUGCAGGGCAAACUAACUAUGGUAUGGCCAAUUCAAUAAUGGAAAGAAUAUGCGAAAAACGUAGGAAGGAUGGAUAUCCAGCAUUAGCUAUUGAAUGGGGAGCUAUAGGAGAGGUAGGACUAGUGGCAGAAAUGCAGACAGAGCAGCACGAAAUAGAGAUAGGAGGUACCUUGCAACAGAGGAUAUCCAGCUGCAUGGACGUCCUAAAUAUAUUCCUACGUCAGGAUGAAGCCCCAAUUGUUUCUAGUACAGUUGUAGCGGAAAAAAGAGGAGUGGGAGACGCUGCUAGUGCUGUAGAUGUAGUAUUAUUCAUUUUAGGUGUCACCGAUGCAAAAUCUGUGAGUCUCCACUCAACUCUACCGGAUCUGGGUAUGGAUUCAAUGACAAGUGUGGAAAUCAAGCAAACGUUAGAAAGGGAAUUUGAGAUAUUCCUGUCACCGAAAGAUAUCAGAAGCAUGACAUUGGCAAGGCUGACAGAAAUUGAACAGGAGAAAUUCGAAGGUCAAUCUUCCAACACCGGAUCAUCCUCAGUUAGCGAACAAGAAGCAGGUUUGGAGCAGGUACUAAGGUUAUUUGGAAAUUUGGACGAAAACACGCAAAAAGAAAUCCGGCUCGAAUCCAGAUUGAAAGAAGGUCAAAGUGGUCCAAAAGUAUUCUUUUUACCUGGAACUGAAGGUUUCAUCAAGGUGAUGCGUGGCUUAGCCAGCCGUUUGGAUGCUCAUGUCAUAGGUUUCCAGUAUACCAUGGAUAUAGAGUUCGAGACAAUACAGGACCUUGCCAAAAAUUUAGUACCAGUAAGUUGCAAUGUAGUAUCCACCUUGCUUUCUCUUGCUGUUUUCUCAUUACCGAGGAGCGUAACUUUCCCUAGUACUUCUAUCUUCAGCUACACUUAGGUACUGUCUUCCCCAAAGCAUCCCGAUCGCAUCUCGACUUCAACUGGAUUUUGACAUCAGUUGCGUUCCUUUUGUGAUGUCACCGAAAACAACUGCUAAGCAACUUGUAGCCCCAUUUUGAGAUUGUUAUUAACUGAAUAUGCUAUUCUUACAUUACUAUUACGAUAACCUUUUUGUAGGACGUCGUAAAGCACUUAAGGAAGGACGACUCAUUCAAGAUUGUGGCUUAUUCAUACGGAGCACCAAUAGGAGCGGAACUGUGUAACAUCCUUGAAUCUAUGGGCUAUACGGGAGUCUUAAUAUGCUUGGACGCAACGCCGCUCACAGUAAAGAGUUUCAUAUCAAGAUUGAUAAAAAGCACUUCAGAACACGAGCUACACAUAAAGAUGUGUCUAUACAUAUUGAAUUUCUUCAUGCCAGCUGACAUCGUCAGCAAGUUGCAGGACCAGUUCGAAAAAUGUCCAACAUGGGACGAAAAAGCCGAGCUUCUGGUAGAGCUAUCCAAAACAUCGGUACCGUUCAACUCGGAGUAUUUAAGGCAAUACGCUAACAUGGUACUGAAGCGACUAAACGCCAUCAUUAACUACACACCCAGCACCAUGAAACUCAAGACCAAAGUGAAAAUGAUCCACGCAACUCGGGGCAUCGGGGUAGGAGAGACCAAGACUGAAGAUUGUGGAUGGCUUCAGUUCUGUGCGACUCCAGUGGAUGUUAGUAUUUACGAGGGUAAUCAUAUCGACAUUAUAGAUGAUCAGAAGGUAGCUGAAGAGGUCAAUUCCUUUGUGACACAGUAAUAUGAUUAGUUUUGUUCAAAUAAAAUAAACAAUGUACUAAUUGCA